AUGGAGGGUGCAAGCAGCGACCAGCGCCCUCAAUAUACCAUUAUCCCAGGCCAGAGCCUGGCCGAUCUACGCACGUUGCCACUAAGGCGUACACUAACAUGUAUCUUAGACCUUGGUGCCUCUCUCCACGAGAUACUCCAUCUGAUCAAAGCGAAGAAAGAUCAGUACAAGCAGAUCAACCUCCACUACGAGCCCAAGAACCCCUUGGAGGGCGUGGUAGUUGUCAAUCUGCCAGAUAAUGGCUUCCGGCUGCGAUUCGACGGCAAAGACCAACGGCUCCGUCUGAUCGAGGUCACGGACUUCUCAAAGCUGGUCCUCAUCUACAAGGGUAGUGUACUGGCGAAAGGGGUGACAGAGAACCCAGCUUUCAGGCGCGUCUACCAACUCUUUGGCGCCUCAUACCCUGGUGAAUACAUCCCUCCACAGAAUGCCCAAGGUGUAGGGCAGUAUGUGUUGUCAUGGGCAGGAAUAGCAUUCGUGUUCCCUGUUCAGCACUCUGCCUGGGCACCUGAGAAGAACCACGUUAACUUGCUGGACUCUUCCGCUGCGUCCCCUGCAGCGGCAAUGUCGUUGUUCGAAGGCAGCAGCUGGCCGGAGGUAAGGCAAAACAUCUUCACCAAGCCUGUCUCCGGACCACGACUGUCAGGAAUCGCCGCUCGACCAAAGGACAAUCUACCAGCCGAAAUCGAAAUCGCCAAUAUCCACCAGCACGGAAGGAUUGAACUCCAGCGUCGCGCACCCGCUGCGCCCUUCACCACCGUUCUCAACGAGACCACAUCUCAAGAUCUCAUCACCGAGCUCGGCCCUCCAGAUGCCACCCACAAGAAGAUCCCCGAUGUCACUCCUAGUGACCGCCCCUCCCACCUUCGCGCAAGCAGCAUGUCCAACGGCCGCCCUCGCCCCGGCUCGCAACCCUCCAGCUACUCCUCCACCGGCACCGACACCUUCGACGCCGACUUCGACUCUGGUGACGCCGAUGACGACGCCAGCGAUCGGUCUGUUCGAGAAGUCUUCUGGUGCUACUUCAGCCAUGGCAUGGAUAUUCUCGUCGGCCCACGGACUACGGACGGCUCUUCUGCUGCUGCGAAUCCGUCGCUCAAGACCUCGAGCCCGCAUCUUGUCGUCCUCAAAGUUAUCAUCCAUGGCAAUGUCCCAGGUAGUUAUGCAUUCAACCGACAUCGCCGGCUCCGCUGGACACUAGAGUUCCCGGAGCACAGCUAUCUCGGUCCGCUGAACAGCGAGACGCCUUUCGAGUCGUCUGAAGCAGGCGGUAAUGAGGCAACCGCUGACGGCCUUCGCGAUGCUCUAUUGCACAUCUUCCAGUCCGCCGGGGUUACAGGGGAGAUGGGCCGCGGCAAAGUUGUCAAUCGCACGUGGGGUGGUGCCGGAGACGGUGGAGAUCUGUCUGAUACCGGCUUCUUUCUGCCAGAUGCGGAGAAGGAGCUAGUGGAAGGUAAUGAAAGUGAGAGCUGGCUUGGGAAUACGCAGCUGUUUGCUUUUCCGGGGCUGGGGUUUGAGGUUGGAGAGGGCGGGUGGGUUGGCGCGGUUUCGGUAUGUUAG
Messenger RNA from Saxophila tyrrhenica, 1560 nucleotides. RefSeq lists its product as uncharacterized. Gene Ontology annotation, cellular component: trans-Golgi network. NCBI's taxonomy places the organism in Eukaryota, Fungi, Ascomycota, Dothideomycetes, Mycosphaerellales, Extremaceae. The record is from RefSeq and is a predicted model, not a curated record. Gene Ontology annotation, biological process: Golgi to plasma membrane protein transport. Bases 1 to 1560 code for a protein of 519 amino acids. The transcript is spliced from 2 exons.